Exophiala spinifera is the source of this 918-nucleotide messenger RNA. RefSeq lists its product as uncharacterized. The record is from RefSeq and is a predicted model, not a curated record. The transcript has a single exon. Bases 1 to 918 code for a protein of 305 amino acids. Lineage: Eukaryota; Fungi; Ascomycota; Eurotiomycetes; Chaetothyriales; Herpotrichiellaceae.
AUGAAGGUCGCCGUCGCAGGAACCGGCGACGUAGCAAGUUACCUCAUUGAGGAACUGGGCAACUACGGCCACGAAGUCGUCGUCCUGACACGGUCCUCGAGAGCCGAGCGGAGCUUCGAACAGCGCGAGACCGACUACACGGUCUCGUCUCUCGUGUCGGUCCUCCACGACUGCGAGGCGCUGGUCUCGACGGUGGCCGACUACAGCAACCUCGCCGUCGGCGUGGAGGCCCAUCUGAACAUGCUCGAGGCGUGCCUCGAGUCCGCCAAGUGCAAGACCUUCGUCCCCUCUGAAUGGACGUGCGACACGCAGACGUACCCGGACGAGCCCAGCUUCCUGCGCGAGUCGAACGAGCUCCUGCACGGCAAGCUGGCGGCGGCGAGCGCGGCGAAGGACAUCCGGACCACGAUCGUGUGCACCUCGUGGUUCGCCGACUACGUCCUCCCGGCGUCGAACCGCCACCUGCGAGACAUCGGCGCCCUCUGGCCCAUGGACCACGGGAAGAAAGUCUUCACCGUCUACGGGCCCGGCACGCAGGUCGUCGACCUGGUCCCGGCGCGCGACGUCGCCCGCGCGCUGGCCGUGCUCCUGGACAGCGAGGAGCCGUGGGACCUGUACACGUACUUCUCCGGGCACCAGCUGACCUGGAACGAGCUGUUCGCCAUCGUCAAGCGACGCGACCCCGCCUGGACCUCCGUCAGGCAGUCCCUCGCCGCCACGCUGGCGCUCAUGCGCGCCCCGGAGCACUCGGAAGAUUUCAUGCGCUCGCAGUUCGAGAUCUUGUCCUACACCGGCGCCUCGAGGCUGCCGGGGGACAAGGUCCAGGAGCAGCGCACCAAGUUCUUCCCGCUUGCGCAUUUCAGAACCGUCGAGGAGCUCUUGGACAAUGCCGUCGCGAAGCCAGACGGCAUUUUGUAA